Messenger RNA from Physcomitrium patens, 714 nucleotides. RefSeq names its product ras-related protein RABB1c. Gene Ontology annotation, molecular function: GTP binding; GTPase activity. The record is from RefSeq and is a predicted model, not a curated record. Lineage: Eukaryota; Viridiplantae; Streptophyta; Bryopsida; Funariales; Funariaceae.
AAGAGGUUUCAGUCAAUGCAUGAUCUGACCAUUAGCGUGGAAUUCAGAGCUCGUAUGGUGACGAUCGACAAUAAGCCCAUCAAGCUUCAAAUUUGGAACACGGCUGGCCAAGAAUCGUUCUGGUCUAUCACGAGAUUGUAUUACAAGGGUGCUGCAGGGGCUUCACUUGUCUAUGACAUCACCAGGAGAAAAACCUUUAAUCAUCUGGCAAGCUGGUUGGAGGAUGCUAGGCAACAUGCCAACUCCAAUAUGACCAUCAUGUUAAUAGGAAACAAAUGUGACCUGGCUCCUAGAAGAGCAAUCAGCACUGAAGAAGGUGAACAAUUUGCCAAGGAGAAUGGCCUGGUGUUCAUGGAAACCUCCGCAAAAACGGCCCAUAAUGUUGAGGAUGCAUUCAUCAAGACCGCAGCCACGAUCUAUCAGAAAAUCGAGGAGGGAGUAUUUGAUGCUUCUGAUGAGUCUUUUGGUAUUAAGGUUGGGUACGGAGGGAUUCCUGGUACUGGCACUGGAUCUGCAGGCGGUGGUGCCGCUGUCCAAAGAAGUUGUUUUGGUUUCUCAGCUCACUACUUCAUCGCUCUUGUGAUGUGUCCUCGAAAACGAUCAGGUCUAUCACUGGGUCUUAUCAAUGUUAGAAGUACCGUGACCUGGCUGCCCAUUGCAUUUGCCUCUACGAAAAGCACAUACGAAGGGUCUCAUCCGUCGCAGCUGGGGUGA